Messenger RNA from Branchiostoma floridae (Florida lancelet), 1074 nucleotides. Its product is annotated as carbohydrate sulfotransferase 3-like. Gene Ontology annotation, biological process: sulfur compound metabolic process; N-acetylglucosamine metabolic process. Lineage: Eukaryota; Metazoa; Chordata; Leptocardii; Amphioxiformes; Branchiostomatidae. The transcript has a single exon. The record is from RefSeq and is a predicted model, not a curated record. Gene Ontology annotation, molecular function: N-acetylglucosamine 6-O-sulfotransferase activity. The coding region runs from base 1 to 1074 and encodes 357 amino acids.
AUGUUCAACCAGCAUCCCGACUUUUUUUACAUGUUCGAACCCCUACACCCGCUAGAAGUCGCUAGAGCUCGAGAGCCGACAGAACGUCUGGAGGCCAGGAUUCUAAACGACGUCAUCUCAUGUAACUUUUCGGCAUGGGAGUCCCACUUCAAGAUCUAUUUGAAAGAUGAGGACUUUGGAGGAUGGAAAUAUAGCAGGGACAUUCGACAGGCGUGCUCUAUAUCGGAGAAGUACUUUAAGUUGAGCUUGGACCUUAAGAAAUCAUGUCCUAUACUGGACCAGGACAUCCUGGCUGUUCUGCGUGCAAUUUGCGUGAGGCGGAAACAUUUGGCGGUGACUUUGGCACACACGACGGACCUGUCAACUCUGCUGACACCUUUCGGGGAGCCACAGGGAACCCCCUCCCCUGUUCGCGGCGGCCUGACCGCGGAGGACGCGCGGCUCCUGCGGGAGGAGGGUCUGUACCCCGUCAUCAGCGGCGCCGGAGGGGAGCCCGCCCUCAGGACCAGCCUCAGGCCGGACAUCAGGCUGCUGCUACUGCUACGAGACCCUCGCGACGUGGUGACGGCACGGCUGAGGCAGCUCUACGGGAACGUCAAUCAGUUCCAGCCCGGCCACGUGGCCGUCGCAAGACCGCAAGACUACUGUGACUGGGUUCUGGCCAUCACUCGGUCCGAUCCGACUUCAACCCACGGCGGACCCCACGGGCUGCAGGGGAGAUUCGCCGUAGUCAGGCACGAGGAUGUCAUGGACAGACCAGUGGAGAUAGUCCGCAAAGUCUACAGGUUUGUGGGUGUUCCACUUCCCCGCAGCGUGGUGAAAUGGCUACAGACGGACACUGGGGACGAGAGAACGUCACGCGACAUGUUUUCUAGCCGCAGAAACUCUCAGGAACCUGGUAACGGUUGGCAAACGGCACUGAGCUUUGCUGCCAUCAACGAGGUCCAGAACAUAGCGAGUUGUAGAACAGUCAUGGCCAUGUUCGGGUACAAGUUCAUCCGUCACGUGGCAGACUUGAACAGAACAGCUACGAACCCAAAAGGUGAAAAACACGAGGACUUCUCAACAGCCUAA